GGAGCAGCCUGCGACCGAGUGACGUGACGGAUGGUGGAGUGUUGUCGCGAGUGAGUGAGUGACAUGUCGUCGCCGCGGCGCGCCGUCUACAGCAUCGACCACAUCCUGGGCCGGCGACCGCGCGACCACGUGGAACUGAAGACCGAGAGCCGAGCGCACACGCCGUCCGACUCGGAGCUGGAGCUCGAGCACGAGCACGAGCACGAGCACGAGCACGAGCACGAACACGAGCACGAACACGAACACGAGCACGAGCGCGAGCAUGACUCGGCGCGGGAGCCGCUUGAGCUGGACGCCUUGGAUACCGGUCGGCCGAGAAAGGUGCGCCGCAGCCGGACCACGUUCACCACGUACCAGCUGCACGAGCUGGAGCGCGCCUUCGACGCCACGCAGUACCCGGACGUGUUCACACGCGAGGAGCUGGCGCUGCGGCUCGAGCUCAGCGAGGCGAGAGUGCAGGUGUGGUUCCAGAACCGGCGCGCCAAGUGGCGCAAGCGGGAGAAGGCGCUGGGCCGCGAGCACGCGCCCUUCCUGCACCACGAGCACGUGGUGAGCGAGUGGAGCGGCGCGGGCGCGGGAGGGGGCGGCGAGUGGUGGGCGCUCGGGCUCGGCGCGCUCGGCGUGGCGCCGCCGCUGUGGCCCGCAGAGCCCACCGCCUUCCGGGCCUUGCUGCACAGGUACGUGUUGUCGCUGCCGCCGGCGCUGGGCCCGCUGGCGCCGCCGCCGCGCUCGCCGUCGCCCGGUGAAUGUAUCAUAACAAGCAAUGAAACGGAACACCCGCGCGGGAUAAGCCAAUCACCGUGCAGCGCAUCAAUUACCGCGCCUCCUCCCUCGGCUUUGCUCCUCGCUGCCUUUGCCCGGCCGGCCGCCGCGCCCGUGCUGCCGCUGCCGCGCCGAUCCCGCUAA
This is a messenger RNA of Leguminivora glycinivorella, 906 nucleotides long. RefSeq names its product aristaless-related homeobox protein-like. The transcript is spliced from 7 exons. Bases 64 to 906 code for a protein of 280 amino acids. Lineage: Eukaryota; Metazoa; Arthropoda; Insecta; Lepidoptera; Tortricidae. The record is from RefSeq and is a predicted model, not a curated record. Gene Ontology annotation, biological process: regulation of transcription by RNA polymerase II. Gene Ontology annotation, molecular function: DNA-binding transcription factor activity, RNA polymerase II-specific; RNA polymerase II transcription regulatory region sequence-specific DNA binding.